CGUGUUUAUCUGCCCGUGCCUUUAUCGCGCCGGGGAGCCGCCGUGCGGGUUCCCAAUUAAUGGUUACAGUUAUUAGCGCGCCCGGGCCGCCUGCUCGGCUGCGCUCUUGUUUUGUGUUUGCUCCCUCCUCCCCUCCCCGUUUCUGCGGCGUUUGCCAGCGCGGGAGGAGGGAAAUGCAGCUGGAGGGGUUGGAGAGAAGCGAUCCCGAGUUUAGCAAGCCAGCACUUGGUGGAAGGGUUGAAGGGUUGCACAAACACUGCCUGGCUCGGCUGCCGGCCCUGGACAGCAUCCAGGCUCCCUCCGAACCCUCCAGAUAAAUACAUUUACUCUUUUUUUUUUUCAAGAUACAGUUUGGAAGAGCAAACUGUUGUGUAAUUUCUUCUGGGGGGAAAGGCUUUCCCACUUCUUCCUGCCCUUGACCCAGAAAGUUUUGCAGCCCCUUUGCCGUGCUUUGCCAGGACCCCCCAGCUGGCAUGGCUUCCCCGAGCUCCUCAGGAAUCCUCCCUCAUUGAUUUUCCUGCCUCUGCCAUUCCCAUUUGUUUCUUUUUCAAUUCUGUGGCUGAGUGUGGCCCCCUUGGCGAUGCCCACUCAUUCCAGGGGCGCUCCAGGAGCUCCCAGGGAGGCCAAAAUCAGCCCCCAGAGCGGGGCAGAGUCCCUCUCCUCCGAUGAAAAAGAGGUGACACCCAACGGCAUGGAGGGAUCGGGAUCGGGAUCGGGAUCAGCUGAGGAGCACCCGGAGGGAGAAGCCAGUUCUGAGGACAGCUCCAGCAGCAGCUCAGAAGAGGAGUCAGAUGAAGAACACGAGGAGAAGGAAUCCCCACCUUACUGCAAUGAGUCAGGAGAGAGCUGCUUGCCGCCCUGUGAGCACUGCAGGAAUGAGAAUGACCAGAAGGAGCAAGUGACCCCCAGGAGACAUGCUGGAGGACAAUUCAUGGUGCAGCUGGACGCGGAGGGCUCCUACCAGUGCAGCAGCACGGGGCUGAUCUUCGAGGUGACGGGCAGGGCCAGGGUCACCUACUCGCUGCUGUCCUGGAGCAAGUACGCCCCGCUGGUGGAGAAGCCGUGGAUCGUGGGCGGGCCGCUGUUCGACGUGCGCUGCUCGGCGCCCGGCGCGCUGCGCUCCAUCCAGUUCCCGCACUGCCUCUGCCUCGGCGGUCACAGGGCUGGCGUGGCUUUCAAGGUGCUGCACAUCAAGGGCGGUGGCGCGGCCAUCGAGCCCUCGGCCGAGUUCUCGGCGUCGCACGUCAAGUGGGUGGUGAGCUCCCUGUCCCCCGUGGGACCCCUGAUCCACAGCCAGGAGCCCCUGCAGUACCACGGGGCUGUCAUCCUCUACAAGGCCAUCGACGAGCACCCCUCCCUGUCCUUCUGGGUCUACCUGGCCACCAACAACGACUCCUUCAUCAAGGAUAUCUCAAAGGCUGUAAAACACUCGAAAAGGAAAUUUGUUCAAAUUGAAAAGCCCCCUGUAUGCCAAAAAUUGCUGCAGGAAGGAAAGAAGUACAGACUGAUCUGUGAGCCAGAGGCUGAAAUAACUCCUGAGGAGAUUGAGUUUGUUGAUGGCUCACUGCUGAAGCUGAAGAGUUACUUUGAGGUGUAUUUGGAGAAGCCUGAUGACUUCACCCUGUCCCUGGUGGAGCAGGACUCGGAUGAGACUGUCUGGAAAGCCAAGCUGAGGGAGAGGGACUGGAUCCACUACGACCAGAACAGGAACGAGCAGAAGAGGAGCACAGGCAGUGUGAAGAGGAGGAAGCCAGCCCUCAGCAUCCUGGAGGAAGAGGGGCUCCACAGCAAAAAGCAAAAAACUGGUGGCACUGCAGAUGGAGUGGGAGCAAAAAGCUUGACAGACCAACAGCUGCUGGUGAUUGCCAAGCUGCUGGACCGGCACUGGAGGGAGAUGGCCAUCGAGUGUCUCCAGAUGGAGAUGAAGGACAUCGAUGACAUCCGGGCCAUGGAGGACGACGUGACCAUGCAGAAACUGCUGGUGCUGAGGAAGUGGAGAGAGAGGGAGCAGGGCCAGGGCACUGCAGAGGCUCUGCAGAGGAGCCUGGGGGAAAAGGCCACCUACGAGAUCCUGCAGGCACUGCAAGGUUUCCUGGCUCAGAGCUGAGCCAGCUGGAAGGAGGACGAGGAGGAGGAGGAGGAGGAGGUGGGAGCUUCCCCAUCCAACCAUUCUGCUCCCCUGGGAUCCUGCUGGGGCUCAGGAAUGUUCCUGGUGGGAAGUUCAGGCAGGAUCCUCCAGAGAAACGUGAAUGGAGUUUGGUGUGGGAAGGAGCCACUUCCAAGGCUUUCAGGAGAGGUGGAUCCCAGAAUUCUGGGCUUCACCCCCAGGGAAAGCCCCUCCAGGAGGGCACAAACACUGGAAGAAGCCACUUGAUCUUUUUCAUCACCUGGAAAAGAUUUUUUAUUUCCGUCAGGGAAAAACAGGGAGAAGAAUUCCCCUGGAACCUUUCAUCCCCUCCCAAACCCACUGAACUGCCAGAAUCGUGAGGUGCAUUGGAUUUCUCAUGGAUCAGGGAAGAAGAGUCCAAAACUUGUACCAAAUUCCUUGGCCUAAUCACUGUAUCUAUGGAAUUACUGUUCAGAUCCUGUGCAUCCAGUCCUCGUUAAGCUGUGGUUCUGCUUCCUGAGAUUCCCAAGGAUGGGAACACCACUGUGAACUCCAGGCAGCUCGGAAUUUCCCCAUGGAAUUUCUUCUCCCCUCUUUUCUGUAUAGCUUGUCUCUGUUUUUUACGUUGUAUAAUUCUUUUUUUUUUUUUUUUGUAUGAGAAACUUUUUAUACUUCUUUUUUAGUUUUUUUUUAGACUUGAUUUAUUCGAACUUGGAUAGAAUUUAGGUGCUUAAAAUGUGAGGAGCUGAAAUCCCUGUGCUGCAGGAUUGGAAAAAAAUGUGGGAAAAAUGGAAUUUGCAGAAGAGAGGAGUGACCAGAUCCAGGAUUGUCUUGUUUUUAAGGCUGUGGGAUGCUUGGGAUCAUCUUCCUCUGUGUAUGUUUGGGAAAGGAAAACAUACUUUUGAAAAACAAGGAUUAAACAGGAAAAAUUUCCUUUA
This is a messenger RNA of Haemorhous mexicanus (house finch), 3045 nucleotides long. It is a transcript of the gene CARD8, whose product is annotated as caspase recruitment domain family member 8. Bases 581 to 2107 code for a protein of 508 amino acids. Gene Ontology annotation, biological process: mRNA export from nucleus; signal transduction; regulation of DNA-templated transcription elongation. Gene Ontology annotation, molecular function: protein binding. The record is from RefSeq and is a predicted model, not a curated record. Gene Ontology annotation, cellular component: THO complex part of transcription export complex. The transcript is spliced from 15 exons. NCBI's taxonomy places the organism in Eukaryota, Metazoa, Chordata, Aves, Passeriformes, Fringillidae.